AAAGAACUCCAAAUUAACCAUUAAAAAAAUGAAAAACUAAAUAUCCAAUAUAGGAGUCAAUAAAUAAGGCUUAGUCAAACUUAAUAAAAGUCAAAAACAUAUAUAAACUCACCACGUCGAACUCUCUCUCUCUCUCUAUUAAUACUAAUUGUCUGAAACUCUGAACUGAAACAGUUUCGUCAAAAACUAAGUGAGACUGUGACUUGUGACACAGUUUCAUUUUCAUAAACAAAACUGCCAUGGCGGAAGAGAUGAAUCACAGCCGUUGGAUCGAUCCCAAAAGUGGUUUCUGCCCACAAACAAAAAUCUUCCAUAGUCUCCGACCACCGGUCCCUCUACCACCUCUCUCUCAACCCCUCUCUCUCUCCCAAUACGCUCUCUCUCUCCUCAACUCAUGUACAACCCAAGAAACCCAAGCCACCACACCUGCCCUCAUCGACUACUCCUCCGGACUCCACGUGUCCUACUCCCAUUUGCUCCGUCAAAUUCGCUCACUCGCUCUCUCUCUCAAAUACCAAUUCCCUUCUCUCUCCUCCUCCUCCAAAGGUGGCACCACCGCCUUCGUCCUCUGCCCAACCUCCGUACACGUACCUGUCGUUUACUUCGCUCUAAUGUCGCUAGGCGUUGUCGUUUCGCCCGCCAACCCGGUAGGAUCCGACUCCGAGGUGACUCACCAGGUACAACUCGUCCGACCCGCAAUCGCAUUCGCCACGUCAUCAACCGCACGCAAGCUUCCCCCUUCUCUCCCCACCAUACUCCUCGACUCGCCCGAGUUUCUCUCCAUGCUCGACCGAGUCGACUCGGGGGACUCGUUCGAACCGGUCCCACAGACCGACACGGCGGCGAUUCUCUACUCCUCCGGCACGACCGGACGAGUUAAGGGUGUUGCCUUGACUCAUCGGAAUCUGAUCGCCAUAAUCGCCGGCUACCACGAGCUAAAGUACGAGCCGAGCGAGCCGGAGCCGGAGCCGCAUCCGGUGUCGCUGUUUACGCUGCCGUUGUUCCACGUGUUCGGAUUUUUCAUGCUGGCGAGGGCGGUGACUUUGGGGGAGACGUUGGUUCUGAUGGAGAGGUUUGAUUUUGAAACGAUGCUUAGGGCCGUGGAGAAGUAUAGGGUGACGUACAUGCCGGUGUCGCCGCCGCUCGUGGUGGCUCUUGUUAACUCGGAGCUGGCUAAGAAGUACGACCUCAGCUCGCUUCGGCUGCUCGGAUGCGGCGGCGCGCCGCUUGGUGAGGAGACUAUCAAGAGUUUCAAUGCCAAAUACCCAAAUGUGGAAAUUACUCAGGGGUAUGGUUUGACGGAGAGUGCAGGGUCAGUGACGAGAAUGAUAGGUGAUGAAGAGACAAAGAGGUAUGCUUCGGUGGGUCGUUUAGCAGAGAACAUGGAAGCCAUGAUUGUUGAUCCUCAUACUUCUAACCCAUUGCCUCCUAAUCAAAGAGGCGAGCUUUGGAUUAGAGGUCCCUUCAUUAUGAAAGGUUAUGUUGGUAAUGAAAAGGCAACAGCUGAGACUUUAGACUCAGAAGGAUGGCUUAAGACUGGUGAUCUUUGUAUGUUUGAUUCUGAAGGGUAUCUUUACAUUGUCGACAGAUUAAAAGAACUCAUCAAAUAUAAGGCUUAUCAGGUUCCACCAGCUGAAUUAGAACAUUUACUUCACUCCCAUCCUGAUAUUGCUGAUGCAGCUGUGAUACCAUACCCUGAUGAAGUAGCAGGACAACUUCCCAUGGCCUAUGUUGUGAGAAAGCCUGGAAGUAAUCUCACUGAGGCUCAAGUUAUAGAUUUUGUUGCCCAAAAGGUUGCUCCUUACAAGAAGGUGCGGCGGGUUGCUUUUAUCAACGCAAUUCCAAAAUCUCCGGCGGGAAAGAUCUUGAGGAGGGAGCUCGUCAAUCACGCUUUGUCUAAGGGUUCAGCUAAGUUAUGAUCAUCUACUUCGUUGAAGAAGAAGAAGAAGGAUUGCCCUUAUCGAAUUGCUUGAGUCUUAAGUUAAUAUUCUUCUUGCAAUAAAAUCAUUUUUGUAACCUAUAUAGGAGGUUUUGAUUCUUUGAGUACUUGCUAUUGCUAGCUAGUAUUUUGUAUGUUCAUUGUUCAAACAUUAAAGACCUUUUCUUGGUGUUAAAUCUCACUUCUUUAAUAUUUCUAUUUUCUA
This is a messenger RNA of Cannabis sativa, 2144 nucleotides long. RefSeq names its product 4-coumarate--CoA ligase-like 9. The transcript has 6 exons. NCBI's taxonomy places the organism in Eukaryota, Viridiplantae, Streptophyta, Magnoliopsida, Rosales, Cannabaceae. The record is from RefSeq and is a predicted model, not a curated record. The coding region runs from base 240 to 1919 and encodes 559 amino acids. Gene Ontology annotation, molecular function: CoA-ligase activity.